Molecule: messenger RNA, 5484 nt
Organism: Tetrahymena thermophila SB210
Lineage: Eukaryota; Ciliophora; Oligohymenophorea; Hymenostomatida; Tetrahymenidae
Product: ABC transporter family protein
Exons: 14
Biological process (GO): transmembrane transport; lipid transport
Cellular component (GO): membrane; intracellular membrane-bounded organelle
Molecular function (GO): lipid carrier activity; ATP hydrolysis activity; ABC-type transporter activity
Source: RefSeq, a predicted model, not a curated record
AUGGAAAUACAUUUGAAAGCUCUUUUAAUAAAGAAUUGGAUACUUUGGAAAAGAAACAAAUGCAUGUCAUGCAUGGAAAUAUUCAUUCCAAUUGUUACAACAUUAUUUUUAGUUAUAUUUAGAAAGAGUGUAGCAAUAGAUACUGUUGAAUAGCAAAAUUUCCUUCCUGAUUAGCGAACCUUAUGGCCUGAUGCGAGCUCUUUCAUACAAGCAUAUUAAACAAAUCCUAAAAUAAAAAUUAUGAAAAGUUGCAGCACUUCUUCUCACGUUGCGCUUGCAGCUCCUUAAAACGUAUAUACAUAAAUAAGUAGUUAUUUUCAAGCAAUUUAAUACUAAGUCAAGUAGUAUUAAGACGAAUCUCAAAUAUUAUCCUAUAUCAAAAGUAGUAGCUAUAACAAUGAUCUUUGCUUUGGCAUAUAUAUAAAUGUAUUUGAUGCUUCUUCUCUAAGUUUCAAAUAUUCUCUUUACUUUAAUAAUUCUAUAUACAACGAUAACCCUGAUGUGCCUCAAGAAGAUGGGUAAAAUUAAUCAACUACAACUGAAGAAAUGUAUUCAUAGUAUUUUAAGCCAUGGUUCCAAUCAGGGUUUCUGUAAAUACAAAAUUGGAUAGACAGAGAAAUUCUCAAAAGCGUUGCAGGAUCAAGUUCGAACCCUACGUUUUAAAUAUAAAUGGCUGGUUAGGAAUCAUUACCUUAUAAGUCUGAUUCAUUUUAAGAAGUUAUGCAAAAUGCCUCAAAUACAUUCUUCGUCUUACCAUAUAUUUACGUGUUUUUAAAAAUGACUCAGAAACUGCUGACUGAGAAGGAAAAAAGAAUUAGAGAAGGCAUGAAAGUUAUGGGAAUGAAAGAUUCAUCUUUUUACAAAAGUUGGAUUAUUACUUACGGGCUCAUCUACUUUAUAACUUGCUUUUUCCAAACAAUUUUUCUUUGCACUUCUGUUCUUAAAAAUUCAAAUUUUCUUCUUAUUCUUAUCUGGCUCUACUUAUUUUGCAUUUCUCUGAUCUUUUAAUCUAUAUUUAUUACAACAUUCUUUUCAUCUGCUUAGAUGGGAAAUAUAUUUGGAAUUAUUUUUUAUUUGAUAAUGUACAUGAUGAUUAAUUUUUUUAAUUAAGAUGGAGUUAGUUCUGCAGCAAAAACCUUUGCAAGCUUUUUUUCCUAAACUGGAAUGAGCUUUGCAUCAAAUGUAUUUAUUAAAAAAGAAGUAGAUGGAGUUGGUAUUUAGUUUAGUAAUAUUUAAGAUUCUUAUAAAGGAAUUUCAGUAGGUGUUGUAUGGCUCAUGUGCAUCAUCAAUAUUUUAGUCUUCGGUACUCUUGCAUUUUACUUUGAUUAGGUUUUUCCUAAUGAAUUUGGAUAGAAGAAGCAUCCUUUAUUUUUUUUAGACUGUUGUUGGAAUAGAAAUCAAAAAAAAACCAAAUACUUUAAUAAAAGUAAUUUAACUGCUGAAAAUCAUCCUAACUUCGAGCCUGUAGACGAAUAUCUAAGAGACUAAGAAAAAAAAUCUUCUUGUCUCAGACUCAGAGCUCUGGAAAAAGUCUAUCCAAACGGAAAAUAUGCUGUAAAAGGCGUUACUUUAACCAUGUAUAGCGGAUAAAUUUUUGUUUUAUUGGGUCACAACGGUGCUGGUAAAACUUCAACAAUUGCUAUGCUAACUGGUAUGCAAGAAAUUACGAGUGGAUCUGCUUCAGUUUUUGGUAGAGACGUUGAAGACUAGAUGAAAGAAAUAAGAAAAUUUAUGGGAUUCUGUCCACAAUAUGAUAUCCUCUUUGAUUAAUUGACAGUUAAAGAACAUUUAAAUUUAUUUGCAAUUUUCAAAGGUAUGAAAGAUAAACACGAAAUUAGCAAAGCUGUAGACCAAGCAAUUUAUGAUGUUGAUUUAAUGGAGAAGUGUGAUGAAUACAGUAUGAAUUUAAGUGGAGGUCAAAAAAGAAGACUCUCAGUAGCAAUGGCUUUUAUAGGUGAAUCUAGGCUUAUAUUUUUAGAUGAACCUACAAGCGGAAUGGAUACAAGUGCUAGAAGACACAUCUGGGAAAUGCUAAAAAAAUAUAAAACAAACAAAAUCGUAAUUUUAACAACUCAUUUCAUGGACGAGGCAGAUUUCUUAGGAGAUAGAAUUGCCAUUAUGAACGAUGGAAAAAUUUAGUGCUGUGGAAGUAGCAUUUUCUUGAAAAAUAAAUUUGGUGUAGGCUACAAUCUUGUGAUUUCGAAAUAGCAAACUUUCGGAUCUAACAAUAAUAUUUUGGAAAUGGUUUUCAAGUAUGUACCAGAGUAUAAAUUAAUUUCUAACGUUUCAGCUGAAAUUUAGAUGCAAUUACCACUUAGCUAUUUGCCACAAUUUGAGUAGCUUUUUGAUGAAAUAGAUCAAAGAAAAGCAGAGCUAGGAAUAUAGACUUAUGCAAUCAGCAUAACAACUCUCGAAGAAGUUUUCUUAAAGGUUACUCACAAAUUUGAUUUCUCCAAAAAUGCAAAGGAAGAUUAGGAAGAUAAAAAAGAUUAAUUUUCAAUCAGUCAGCAGAAAGUUAGAGAUGAAUUCACCCUUUCUUUUAUGCAGCUAAAAGUCAUGCUGAAGAAGAGACUUCUUUAUUUUAAAAGAGAUAAGAAAAGCUGCAUCUGUGAAAUAUGUCUUCCAAUUUUUAUCAUUUUAAUAGGAUUGCUUCUUUGUCAAAUUAAAUUUAUCACUGAAUCAAGCCCAAUAAUUGUUUCUGAUCCUUCAUCUUCUACUCUUUAAAAUCCUGAAGUUAUUUAUACAGGCUCAUCUUCGGCAGAUGUAUAAAACUCUGUGCAAAAAAUAUUGCCAUUUAUACCUACUGCUUUUACAGUAACUUCAUCAAAUCAGAACACAACAACUGAUCUUUACAAUUUAAUUUUUAAAAACUAUUACAACCAAUACAUAGGAUCUGUAUUUUAUAAUAUGUUUAAUAGUGUUUCAAAUGUUUACAAUUACACCUGCUUAAUAAAUACAAAUAAUAAAUUUGGUCCACCUCUCUUCUUGAAUACAAUUAAUCAAGCAAUCAUUAGUCAAGUUGCAAAAAAAAAUGUUUAAAUUGAAGUAACGAUGAGGCCAUUUCCAUUUACGUAAUCAGAGUACUAAAAAGCGCUGCAAGUAGGAGGUUUUAUAGCCAGUUUUAUUUUUAGUCUAGGACUUUCUUUUAUCCCUUCAAGUAUAGUUCAAUAUAUUGUGAGAGAAAAAGAGUUAAAAAUAAAACAUCAGCAGCUGAUCAGUGGAUUAACCAUUACUAUCUAUUGGUUUUCCAAUAUUUUAGUAGAUUUUAUCAAACAUAUCAUUCCUUCUAUAUUUUCAAUCAUGCUAAUCCUUGCAUUUCAAGUGUAAUCUCUAACUUAGAAUCAAGGAGGUGCUGCGAUGUCAAUUCUGAUCAUACUUUACGGAUGGGCAGUUAUUCCUUUUACUUAUUACCUUAGCUUCUAAUUUGAGAACACAGACAGUUCUCAAGUUUAAACCUUCUUUUUUAGCUUUUCUUCUGGUAGUCUGCUUCCGAUGAUAGCUUUGAUCCUCUAAAUUAUAUCAUCUACAAGAAACGCUGGUAAGUUGAUAUCUUUGAUAUUGAGAGUAAUAUUCCCUACCUUUUGCUUUGGUGAAGCUGUUACUAAAAUAGGAAGCACUUCUGCUGUUGCGCUAAUUAACGAUAUGUCACCCAAUGAUUUGACUGCCUUUAGCGUCGAAGUAGCUGGCUUGAACAUUAUAAUUUUAUUUAUUCAAGGAAUUGUCUUUUUUUGUCUUAUUUUUGUGAAAGAGCGUUUCUAAAAUGGGUUAUUUGGUAACUGUUUCUCAAAGGAGAAUUAAUAUCCUUAUGAGUUAACAAGAUACGAUGAAGAUGUAACUUAUGAGAUGAAAAAAGUUGAAAGAACUAACCCUAGAUCAUAUAAUGUUUGCGUUAGAAACAUCAGGAAAGUUUUUGUGCCUUCAGAAGACAGAGUAAAAGUUGCAGUAGACAGAAUUUCUUUUGGAGUAGAGAAUGGUGAAUGCUUUACACUUCUAGGUGUAAACGGUGCAGGAAAAACCACAACUUUCAAAAUGUUGGGAGGCGAAAUCAAGCCAUCAGAUGGUGAAAUAUACAUAAUGGGAGUUAAUUAAAAUGAAAGUCUAAAUAAAACAAGAUAGUUUAUUGGAUAUUGCCCUCAGUUUGAUGCUCUUCUACCUUUAUUAACUGCAAGAGAGCAUUUAGAAAUAUAUUCAUCAAUAAAAGGAAUCCCUAAUGAUCUAUAAGAUAGACUAAUAUCAUAAAAAAUCUCUGAAUUAGACUUAGGCUAUUUUUCUGAAAUUUAGGCAGGAACGUAUUCAGGUGGAAAUAAGAGAAAAUUGAGUACAGCAAUAGCAAUGAUUGGAAAUCCUCCAAUCAUUCUAUUAGAUGAACCCUCAACAGGUAUGGAUCCAGCAGCAAGAAGAUUUAUGUGGAGUGUUAUUUCUAAUGCAAGCACAAAAAGAAAGAAAACUUCUGUCAUUUUGACAACUCAUUCUAUGGAAGAAGCAGAAGCCUUAAGUUCUCGUAUGGCUAUUUAGGUUGAUGGAGAAUUAAAAUGCAUAGGAACAGUUCCUCAUAUAAAAUAUAAAUUUGGUAUUGGUUACGAAGUUGAAAUAAAAUUUUAAUAAAUUGGAUUCAAGCAAGUAAAGUCUAUAAUGAACAAAUUCAAGAUAAAACCUGGAAAGAAGGUCAAUGAAAAGAACUUAGAUCAUUAUUUAGAAAAAUUAGAAUCUUAGUAUCUUGUGAAGAGAAUAUCUAGCAAAGGAAGUGGCAGUAGCCUUUAUUAAUAAUUAAUGUCCAGUAAAGGACUGUACAUAGAAUCUCUAGUCGAAUUUAAGUUAGUGGAAGAUUUAGGAGACAAAGUUAUACAAUACUUUUAGCAAAAUGAUUUUGAAAAAGUAGAUGUGAUUGAACACUUUUAAUCAUUUUAUCGUCUCAGAAUACAAGCUCACUCAUCGAUUGGAAAAAUUUUUGGUAUUUUUGAAAAGAAUAAGAAAGAAUUUUGUAUAAGCCAAUAUUCUAUUAAGCAAGCUUCGAUAGAAUAGAUAUUUAACGCUUUUGCAGAAGGAAGAAUUAAAAUUAAUCCUGAAUAUAAAAAGAAUUCUCAACCAUAGAAUAAGCAAAAUGAAAAUUAAUAAGCCUAAUAAAAGUUGUAAUAAGAACAAUAGCUGAAAUAAUCCUCAUUACCUUAAAUAUAAACGGAUUUGUAGCAACAAACCCAAAUGUAAUAACAAAGUAUUAAUUUACCUGCAAUCUAAGAAGCUGAACUUAAAAUUAAUCCAGAUAACUCCCUUGUGAUCAAGAGUUCUCAUGUAAUGAUUGAAGUACAAAACCUUUAAUAAAAAGAUUAAAAAUAACCGAGCAAUAACAAACAACUUAAAACUCUUCCUAACCAAUCUAAUAAAAACAAAGGAAGCUAAAAGAGGUAAGCUUCUGAUAAAAGAUCAACAAGCUCUGGUUCAACAAUGGGAAAUUUUUCAUAAAAAGGGAACAAAAUUAGACUUUGA